Trichomycterus rosablanca is the source of this 2771-nucleotide messenger RNA. RefSeq names its product phosphomannomutase 1 (gene pmm1). Bases 216 to 860 code for a protein of 214 amino acids. Gene Ontology annotation, molecular function: phosphomannomutase activity. The transcript is spliced from 7 exons. Gene Ontology annotation, biological process: protein N-linked glycosylation; GDP-mannose biosynthetic process; mannose metabolic process. Gene Ontology annotation, cellular component: cytosol. Lineage: Eukaryota; Metazoa; Chordata; Actinopteri; Siluriformes; Trichomycteridae. The record is from RefSeq and is a predicted model, not a curated record.
GUGUGAUGAAUAUGUUGCGAUAUUAAACUCAGUGUUUAGUCUUUUAUUUCACGGUUUUAGUGUUUUAUCUCUCAGUAAUGACAAAGUACAGCGUGGACUUUAUCAAGUACACUUAGGUUAGGUUGAAUUAAUGCUCGUCUGAUUUAGUUUAUUGUUAUUUAUAAAAUUGCGGUCGUGCCUCUUGUGCGCUUUUUUAUUAUUUAUAGUGGAUUUUAAUGACUGCAGUGGGUGAAAUGGAUAGAAAAAGUGUUCCGGCUGAUAGAAAUGUGCUGUGUUUAUUUGAUGUGGACGGAACACUCACUCCACCAAGAGAGAAAAUAGACUCUCAGCUGGAUGAGUUUUUCCAGAACCUGCGCACUAAAGUAAAAAUUGGAGUGGUGGGGGGGUCAGAUUACUCCAAAAUUGCAGAGCAGCUUGGAGAUGGUGAUGACGUUAUAGACAAGUUUGACUAUGUGUUUGCUGAAAACGGAACUGUGCAAUACAAAGAUGGCAAACUGCUGUCUAAACAGGCGAUUCAGAACCAGCUUGGUGAGGAACUACUGCAGGAUCUGAUCAACUUUUGCCUCAGAUACAUGGGUCUAAUCAAACUGCCCAAGAAACGCGGUACGUUCAUUGAAUUUCGCAAUGGAAUGCUGAACAUUUCUCCUAUUGGGCGGAGCUGCACCCUGGAAGAGCGAAUAGAAUUUGCAGAAAUUGAUAAGAAAGAGAAGAUCAGGGAGAAGUUUGUUGCGGCUCUGCAGAAAGAGUUUGCAGGAAAAGGACUUCGAUUUACCCGAGCUGCUGGAGGGUGCCUGGGGGAGGAUCAGGACGAUCGAGGUGGUACCACAGAUGCUCAAUUGGGUUCAAGUCUGUGGAAUUAGGGGGACAGGGUAGUACUUGGAAGUCUUGGUCAUGCUCUUCCAACCAAAAUGGAACAUUUCUAGCUGUGCGAAAGAUCCCAUCCGCCCCAGGCAAGACAAGUCGGCAUGUAUGGAUGUACAUGAUCUGCAAGGGUGGAUUCUUACCCAAAUCGGUUGAGUGUGCCUUCCACAUAGGCGCAUGGACCCAGAGGAUUCCUCAAAAACAUUUCCCAGACCAUAACGCUGCCACAGCUGUCGAAAGUAGGAAGUGGUUAUACUAAUGUGACUCAACAGUGUGUGUGACUUGGUUUAUAUAUAUAUUGUUUUCCAGCCUGUCUGAGAUGGUUGUUAAAAAAUUAAGUGCUAACAUGUCACUUGUAAAUAAUAACACAGACAUAAAACUAUGAACUUCACCAUAUCAGCUUGUACACUGAUUCACUUUUAAAUCUAAGUACAGCAUCACCCCUUUUGAGGUAAAUGUAACAAACACGUUGGUUGAUGAGGUAAAUUUGUGGUUUAAAGGUCACGUUUGUUAAAGAUUUGAUGGCUGACCAGUGAAAAAACAUGAAAAUGAGUGAAUGUAUCACUCUAUAAACAUUACAUUGUGCUAAAUGUGGUGGGGUUUUGGUGACAGGUUGUGGUGUUCUGUAUCUUUAAUGUAAGUGUUUAAAUGUAGGAGGCUAUACUGUUUGUUUCACUCGGGUGGAUCUGUCAGGUUAAAGUUCUCUCAGUUUGUUUAGUGAUUGUCGUCACUCCCAUCUCUGAUUGAGCAGCGUGUUGGGUUGUUUUUCUGCUCAGUGUGCAUCAGGAAGUUAAUGAUCUGUUAGGCAUUAAGCUCACUAAUACACAGUAUUCCUAACCGAACUCAGUAGCCGAACCAGACACACACACACACACACACACACACACAUUAGAAUGUGUGGUAAUCACUGACUGUCACUAGUACAUUCUGUUCUUGUACAAACACCAGUCUUCUCAAAACCAUAAGACAUUUAGGAAAGGUAAAUUCUAAACUAAAAUUAUUACUUGGAAGGUGCUCACCACAGUUGGAACAGUACCUUCCAGCUAACAGUUAUAAGGUAUAAGUAGGCUCUUCUAAAUUCACAGGGAAUAUGUGCUUAAUUUCACGGACCUUGUUCUGCAAAAAUCACAGAUUUCAUGGAAAUCACAUUAAUUAAAUUACACUCAUAAACUGAAUGAUAGAAUAAAUGGAAGCUAUAAUACACAGCACAGCUACCUUAACAGUUGAAUGUAAACCUAGAACAUCCAGCGAUGGUGCGAGGCUUCAUGUUUGAAAAUUCUCAUCUGUGUUUUGACCCCCCUCCAUUUGUAUCCACAGAAUUGGUUGGGAAUUUUCCAAACUCAGUUACCUAAGUUAUGUUUUACCUAAGACAUUUUGACUAAGCGAUUUCUAACUGAAUUGCCGUAGGAUUGCUAGGACGCCUCAUAGUCCAAAUUAACCAGUAAACGUUAGGCACUUAAACGCUACACGAAUAAAAAUGUUAAAUCGCUAAACACAAACAUUAAAUUUUACACAGGAAAAGGCUCAUUUCACGGUCUGUGAUGCGAUUAUCCUGGCCGCGAAUUAGGUAGGGCCUUAGUUAUAAGUUACAUUCUGAAUGUUGCGGUUUGGACGGCACGGUGGCUAAGUGGGUAGCACUGUCGCCUCAUAGCAAGAAGGUCCUGGGUUCGAUCCCCAGGUGGGGCGGUCCGGGUCCCUUCUGUGUGGUUUGCAUGUUCUCCCCGUGUCCGCGCGGGUUUCCUCCAGGUGCUCCGAUGAGGUGAAUUGCAAACACGAAAUUGUCCAGGACUGUGUUUGAUAUAACCUUGUGAACUGAUGAACCUUGUGUAAUGAGUAACUACCAUCUCUGUCAUGAAUGUAACCAAAGUGUAAAACAUGACGUUAAAAUCCUAAUAAACAAAUAAACAGAA